This is a messenger RNA of Dunckerocampus dactyliophorus (ringed pipefish), 2350 nucleotides long. It is a transcript of the gene cfap53, whose product is annotated as cilia and flagella associated protein 53. The record is from RefSeq and is a predicted model, not a curated record. Bases 472 to 1926 code for a protein of 484 amino acids. The transcript is spliced from 7 exons. Lineage: Eukaryota; Metazoa; Chordata; Actinopteri; Syngnathiformes; Syngnathidae.
UUAGUUGCUGCUUUUGGGUCCUUUCUAGCAGUUCUUACGUGCUCGUAGUUUUUAGUACGUAAACACUGACGUACCCAGGUAUGCCAAUGAGGUUUUGGUGCUCAUUAACGUUGAAUGUCGCCGAGGCAAAGAAGGCAAAACGUUUUUGUGGUUGUUGUUUCUCCUUGACGCCCUUUUGUUUGCUGUCACCAUGGCAACCCUCUCUCCGCUCGGCUGCAGAAAGUCUUUGUCCACAACUGGCCUCUAACGUGGCGAGGACCGGGACCAGGACAAGGACCAGGACCAGGACCAGGACCAGGUGGGUGUCAAGAGGUGGUGUGUGAAUGAUCGUUUUGGAGUCGGUGACGUCACCUGUGGUGCCUUCAAUGCUCUAUUGUGGUUUGAGCGCUUCUUUCCACCGAUAUCACGUGACAUCUCAGAGUCUUUCCAGCCCAGAUUCCAAAGCGGCAUCCAUUACAAGUCCAGUUAGCCAUGCUGACCCCCCAGCAGGCCAUGCUGCACAGGCAGAAACAGGACGCGCUCCGAGACCGGGCUCACAAGUUUGCCAUGGAACGUCAGACCUUCGACAUGAAGAACUCGUGGCUGCAGAGAUCAGACAAACACUACGUGCAAAGAACCAUUGAGAGGAACGUCAGAGACACGAUGAUGCAGCACUACAUGGCCGUCCAGGAGCGGCAGCGCAGGCUCAGAACUCUGCUGGAGGCCGAUGAGGAGCAGCUGGUGCAGGAGGCACGCACGGAACACGAGACGCCGCUGGAGAAGCAGGCCCACAUGCGGAUACGGGCCCAAACGCUGCGUGAUGCGCGAGAGGUGCAGCGACAGCAGCUGGUGGCCGACAAGCUGGAUCAGCAGUUCAGGGAGCAGUGCCAGGAGCUGCGCGAGGCCCAGAGCAAGCGCAGGCAGCUGCAGGUGUGCGAGGAACGUGCUGCGCAGCUGCACAGCCAGCAGGACUAUGCCCAGCUGCAGAAGCAGGAGGAGGACAUGUUCCAGCAGCUGUGGGAAGCCGACGCCCGAGCGAAGGAAGACAGGGAGCGGCAGAGAGUCGAGCACCAGCACCAGAGCAAUGUGGCGCAGAUGGACGGCCUGCGGCAGCAGAUGGCAGCAGUGGAGGAGAGGCGGCGACAGAUGAAGCUGCAGCGCGACGAAGACGCUCAGCAGCAGGCACAGCGACAGCAGCUGCAACAGCAGCUGGCUGAGCGAGAGCGGCGCCUCAGCCUGGACGCCGCACAGGCCAGACGGCGCAUGCUGGACGACAGCUUGCGGCUGAAGAAGGAACGCCUGGCCAAGGAGGAGCAGGAUGAGCUCCAGCUGGACAUGAGCAUCCUGCAGCAGACGCUUCAGGACGAGAGCCAGCACCAACAGGACACGGCCGACAAGAAGGCCGAGCUGCGGGACGAGCAGCUCAGGUUUCGUCAGUAUUUGGCCGAGCAGCUGAAGAAGCGCAAGGAGGAUGAGGAGGAGAUGGAGCAGCUGAUGGAGGACAAGCUGAAGGAGACCUGGGACCGCCGGGACAAACAGAACUUCCUACAGCAAGAGGCCAGAAACCGACUGAUGGAGGAGGUGAUGGAGUCCCGCCGGCUGCAGACCGCACACAAACAACACGUGAACAUGCAGAAACGUCUGGAAGCGGCCAAGGAGAGAGACGAGCUGAACGCCGCCUUCCACGAGAUGAAAAGGGCGGAUGAGGAGCAGAAAAAGAGGCAGAGGCAGGCGUACGUGGUGUACCAGGCGGACCUGCGGGCGCAGAUAGAGCAGCGCCAGCAGCUGAGGAGGGAACAGGAGGCUGAGGACGCAAAGCAGAAGCAGCAGGUGCUCACGCUGGAGCAGCAGCAGCAGCAGAAGAAAGAGCAGGUUCUGACCCGACCCACUGAUGGUGCCUCCCACCCUUUUAGAAGAUACAAGUCACCGGCGUCCCAGGACCUUUAAGAAAGCAACCAAAAAUACAUUCACAUGGCGCAUCGACUCAUCGUAUAGUCGAAGGGUCAUCCAGGAAGCUGAACAUUUCAUGAAGUUGAGUUUCUAGCAACAUUUUAGCUAGAAACCAUUGUGGUCAGACAGAUACAUGAUAAUAACAUGCUAACGGAACUAGCAGCAGGUGUAGCUUACUGCUAGCGCCACGUGCUAUUGGAGCUAGCCACUAGCGGCUACUUUAGCGUUAUCGCAAGAUCUUUUUCAAUGUUUAGUGGGAACUUUUACGCUUUCUUUGCAGCGGAUGUCAAGCAGUCGCUAGCGGCGAUACCGAGCAAAUACAGGAGCAGUAUCAACGAUACCAAUACCAAGACUUUUUACUGGACUUUUGUUUCAAGAUCAUUCAGUUUGUGAUCAUGAUUAGAACUGAAUAAAACAUACA